AAAUAAUUUAUUUACUAAAAUAAAUUUAAUAAAAAAAAUUCCGGUUACGUUCUUUUCAGACAUCCGUAAAAUUGCGAGGCUACUAAAACAGAGAAUGUAAACUAAAAAUGAGUUAUGGAUUACAUUUGAUAUUUUCUGACAUUUUUCUAUGUGUGUGUGUGUGCUGAGUACACACACUUUGUCAAAAUACCUCAACUUUAUUAAGUAUUUUAAAUUCCGUCUAAAUAUUAGUCCCGACACUUAAUAGAAUAUUACAUUUGUCCACAAGUUUAAUUUCAAUCUGAGAAUUUUUUUAUAACCAUAUUUUUAUUUUUAAUUUAAUGAAAUUUCUAUUACAAUCACACAUGCAUUUGGCGACCUUGUCAGCGACAUAUCAGCUGUGCCACAAGUUACUACUCGGAGUUUGUGGAAAGAGUUUGCGCGCAUUUGUACACCGCGUGUCCAAGAUCGAGUCGAAUGUCGGUCAGAAAAAUAAAGAAGUACCGAGAAGUUUUGUUGCUUUCGUGAUUUACAAGAGCCAUAUGGACGCAGUAGACUGCAGCUUAAUAGAACGCGAAAGUCCGGCCGCACAGAAAUGACCCAGAUUCGUUUCACGGUGCGCGCUACCACAUCGGUUAAUAUUAACAUUUUUUAGCUCGAACGCUAAUGCUGGCCGCGCGCAUUGGUUAACGGCUAAUAUUCGAGAUUGCUAGCGAAUUUCGAAUGUUUGUGAAACUUAGGUGAUCUUCCACGUGCACGUGGAAUGCGAAAAUUCCGUUAAACUCAGUAACCUGCGCGCGAGGGAAAUUCUAUCGACACGUUUAUCUCUGACAUUUAUUGGUUGAUAUGACGCUGACAUUCUAUCAUUUGCGCAAAUUGAAUUUAGCGAUGUGAAAUCUGCGGGAUCGCGAAUAUACACGUGCAUGUAACAUUUCUCUUUACCAGCCAUCGAAAUAGAAAAUAUUUCUAUAAUAACACGGGCGCGCGCGUAGAAUAACUCGCGCGAAAAAAAAGUUGAGGUAUAAUAAAUUCGAUUUUUGCUAAACAAUAACGCGGAAACGUAGGAAAUAUUUAGAGUUAUAUAACGGUUCGUUAAAUAACAUACUCUUCGAGCUACUUUACAUCGAGGAUUCCGAUCGACUCCCGAUGUCGUCAAGGAAAGUGAAAACUCGUAGCUGUCGAUGAUUGCUCCUUAUCUUCACUUGUAAAUGACCCAUUUUGCUAGGAUUUUUCAAUAAAGAAUCAGUGACGAUUGCUCAUCUUGGGAAGGGAAGUUUCGAGCAUACUGAAAUGUUAGUAAAAAGAAGACAAAUGGAGGUCUAACGAAAGAUCUUGGAAAUUUUCGGGAAAAAUUCACAAUUUAUUUUGUCUUGAUAAGCUUAUCGAUUGCCUAGAACGAUAAUCGAUAGUCAUUUCGGUGGAUUAAAUCAAGGAUUGAAGAACUUACUGCUCCAUCUCAUUAAAAAUACAUUAAAAAUACGAUCGUUAUACGACAGCAUUCUAAGAUUUGUUUAUUUUUUCUUAAAAAUAAGAAAAUCUGAGAAUUUGAGAAAGAGAACAGAAUCGCUAUUUGUGUAAAGCCAGACUUUGUGGCUUAAUAAAUAAUACUUGAAUUGCGAAUAAGUGUAAUAAAGAAAUUUCGCCGAUUGGAAAUAUUAUCGUCCAAGAAUCGUCUGAUCGUUAAAAGAAUUAUUAAAAAAAAUUGAAUUACGUUGAAUUAAAUUUUGCUAGGAAAUUCUUUUCAAAGAGAAGAUUGAUACAUCAUUUUGAAAUACAGCUGCGUACCUACUCGUUAUCAAAAGAAUGACCAUUGUCGAGAAGGUUUUCAAAUAUCGAUUCUAUUAUCCUGCUUCUGCGAAGGGAGAGAAACGUCGGAAAUUGCAAAUGUUAAAUUUACAAAGGUAAAUCUGUGAGAGAUGACUUUAAUACGUUUCGUUCGGAUAUCAUAGAAGAAGAUAGAAAAAUCAGAAAAAUAUUCUUCAGUAUUUCAUAAUAUUUAUUAACAAGUUAGAAGGAAGACAACUGCAAAUUCACCAGCGUUACAUCGAUAUCUUGCGUCUUAUGAGUAUAUUUUAGCGAGACUUGAUUUACGUUUAAUCGUAGCGUAGGUUCUUUCAACGAAAUAAUUUCUUUUAUCACGUAUCUUUAAUUACAACAUACAACUUAUUUGUUAAAUGAGAGAUUCGAGACAUUGUCCGAAGAUUAAGGGUGACCCAUUAUGGAGAUUGAAAAGCGGGGCAUUUUUUUGUUCCCGUCAGAGAGGAACGUAACACUGAAAUGAUAGAAACAAUGCAACCGCCGAUGAGAGAAAGCGAAAUAAUCGCGAUAUUAUCUCCGGAGAGGAAAGGCUCAGAGGAGAUUUCAAAGGAGGGCUUAUUCUUCAAACGCCGUUUAAUUCCUUUUCGGCGCUGCGACAUUAACGAGGAAAGAUCUUCCUGUUAGAAAUACGAUCAAACGAUACAUCGUGCGUGAAUAUCUGCUCAAAUGGGCUAUUUGUUGUAAAAAAAGCAUGUGCAGAUUAUUCACAAAUUCUUAUUUGCGUAUUUGUGUGUGAGAGAAAAAGAGAGAAAGAGAGAGGAAAAAUACCGCAGAUAUUUUAAAAACGGUCCCUUUUAAAAUAUAUUUUGCUGAUAAAACAAAUCGAAACAGAGAUUUUAAAAGCAGUCCCUUUUAAAAUAUAUUUUGCUGAUAAAACAAAUCGAAACGUUUGUUUGUACAUUUUACAAAAACACAAUGUGUUUCGAGAGAGGACUUUUCAUCGUGAAAAAGUUUCUGCAGAAAAUGUGCCUUGUAAUAGUAUAUCUUUUAGAGAAUAUUACUCAACUCUUUAAAAAUGAAGACUGCCAGGACACAUUAAGAGUUGUUUAUGCUUUAUUACUUAAUUGUUUUGUCAAUUUUUUUGUAUUUAUCCCGUGAAAAGCUAGCUUUCAAAGAGCUUUUUAUUUUUAAUUGCCUACAAUUAACUAAUGAAUUCACGAUGUUUUUUUUGAGAAUUCGGCUCCAAACUAACGAAGGAAUAAACUAGAAAUAGCAAGAGAAGUCUGAGACGUUCCGCAUGCUGAACCGUCUUUACGAGCGUUUUACCUCUCUUCAAAAGCGGACGAUGAAGCAAAACUGUUUGCGAACAAGUGGAAAGGAGUACAGCGGAAGAAAUUGUCGCGGACGUUAUUAUUGGCGGAAAAGUGUAACGAUAGAGCGUGUAGUGUCCGCGAUGAAGCGAGUGGAGGCGCAAACUCGCUUUCGACCGAGAGAAAGAAAAGAGAGGGCGAGCAGAGAGACUGUGCCCGCGCGCGGAUCCCGGAUGGUGCGGGGGUGGUGAGGAGGGUGCCGGAGGGACCUGGAAGGGUGCCUAGGAUGCGACGCGGUGGGGAUGAGUCGGGAUUGGCUUUUCGCGAACGUGAAACUCAGUAGUACGCUACCACCCACGCACGUAGUACGCACGUUCGCUCCACGUGUGCUCCGUCUAGAAGUCAUCCCCGUUCUUCACAUCCUGCAUCGCGUGUCAGCAGCGAGGGAAUCCGAGGGCGAAGAUUCGACGUGUCUUGGUGCCGGGACGAUCCACCGCGAGUACAUCCGGCGGGGAACGUUCAGCUGUCACCGCGCCGAAGACAGAAGAUUAUCGCGGUCGCCGAAGAUUGCGAAAGUAAAUGACAAGAGAGAAGUUGACGUCUGAUAUGUCAAACGCGACAUCACAACGAUUGUCAGAGAUGCGUAAAGAGGAAAUUGCUACGUAAAGAAGCGCGAACGACUUGGGUUUAUAUUUGAGAGAGAGUUUAUAUCAUCAUCGAGACGGCAAAGUGAACGAAGCAUCUUUCGUUUCAGAGAACAAGUGACAAAACACUGGACGGAUAUCGUAAGAUUCGCGCAAAUUAAUUAAUUAAUUUCUGGAGUCACGAGUGUCAAGAGAGAAAUGAGUCAAAUGCAAUAUACUUUCCUAUUCCGCACACUCCGAGCAUGAUUUUUCAUUGAAGAUUCGCAACAAUUCGCAAUCAGAUAGCAAAGAUGCAUUCAAAAAUCGCAACGUCACGCCCGUAGCGGAGAUAUUUAAGAUGACAUCACAUCACACGAGGGCAAAACUUUCUCGCGCUGGCAAUGUCAAAAGCACGGACCUUCGUAGGAUGCGACGGAUCUAGACUGCCCUAAAGAAACCAAGGGGUGCGAGGACCGUGAUCGUUCGAAAUCAACAUGUCCACUACGGAAUCGUGCGAUGGUGACACUAGUCCAACGCGUCGGCCAAGACAAACCAGAAUUCAUAGUGUUGCUCUACCAGCCAAGGCUUCCUUGCUUCCGGAACCACCGCCCACAGGAAAUGAUGUACCACCGCCAAUACCACGUCGACAUUCCGCUACUCCGGCGGUAGCACCACCCCCGAUUCCGUUGAGGCCACCAGCGAUCCCGAAGAGAAGUAAAAAUGAGAAACCUAUACCCUUGCAACCUACGACUAGACAAGAUAACCAAGUAAAUCGUCGCAAGGCGAGCGAUGGCUCGUCUGCACCUUCAUCAGUGAUGCCGACUGCGUGGAACAGCGUGGACUCGACAAAUCCAAAACUUAUAGACUUGGGUCCUUUCAAAAAUCAAAAUGAAAAUCAGCAGGAUUAUUUGUCGAGUUAUAACGGAAAAGAUGCGCGGGGAACGAACGAGCAUAACGAUUUCAUGGUUGACUUCGAGCGUGCAAACUUCCAGGAAGAACAUAAACUCGUGCAAAAGUCGAGCUUUGAGGAUUUGCAGAAAGCCUCUUUAGACCUUGAGAAAAGGCUUCACGAGAGAAUUAUUAAUAGCGCCGAGGCGAAAUUCGAGGAUUCGAAUGGCCGAGUGGAUGUUCGUCAACGACCGACCGCGACUACGGUAUCGCGGCCUAAUAGACAUCAAUCAUCAAAGUUCACAAAAGAGAACGAAUCCAACAGCUGUGAUCAGAAAAAAUCGUCCGAAAGUAAACCUAGGGAAGAAACGGCGCUAUCGCGAAGGGAAGUUUUUCAAGAGGAUGAGUCCAAGUAUACAACGAUUUUGGCUUCUGGGCGUGAGCGAAGAUCGAAGUUCGAGGAGUUGCAGGCGGCCUCGAAGAACCUAGAGAGGCGUUUGCGCGAAGACGAGGAUUAUCGUCGACAUCAGGAGAUGGAGAGACGGAUAAACAAGGACAAGCCACCCAGAUACGAAGAUCUCGAAAGAAUCCCGGAGGAUUUCGAUAGACAUUUCCACGCCGAGCAGAAAUCUUUAGAGCAGCAGCAGCAGCAGCAGCAGCAGCAGCAGCAGCAGCAGCAGCAGCAGCAGCAGCAGCAGCAGCAGCAGCAGCAGCAUCCAAUAACGCGAAGCAAAUACGAGAACGAUAUGGAAAGGGCGAGAAAUAUUUUGCAACAUAAUCUGAGAAAGGAGCGAGGCGGCGGCGAGAAACUCGAGAAAUUGCCGAAGGCGACGCAGACGAAUCUACCGCCGCCAUUGAGCACCAUUUGUCAGAGCCCCGUGCCGAAGCCUAUCAGCGUCCGACAGGACAGUAACGUUUCCUCAGACAGUUUCAGUCAGACCAGCUCGCCGAGCUACACCAGCAAGACAAUGGAAGCCCCCCUUCUGCCGCACAAGCACGGGAAAGUCCCAGACAGAGCUUUAGUGUCGGAGCCCGAUAACUCAUCCGGCAGGCCGAUAACGAAGUCUACGAGUACGCCGGCCAGUUUGCAGACUAUUGUCAGGAUGCACGCCGGAAACAACAGUUCCUUGCAUCACAAAAUAAUCAGAGACAUGACUAGCAGCCACUACGUGACAACGGGAAGGCUGCGUUUCAGAUUUGUACAAGUUCUGCUUAAUGCUGUUGCUCUCUUGGCCAUCGCCGGCGGUUUAGCCGCAUACUUUAAAACGUAUCCCGAGGGUGACUUCAAAAUGGAGAAUAGAACCGUGUUCGGGAACACGGCCGUGAUCCCGAUAUCCGAACGCACGCAUUCAGUGAUGGAGGACAAGAAUCCAGCCCCGGGAGUGUGUCUGCCCAUCAUUGUGACCUUCUGCCAGCAGCAUAAGGUUCCGUACAACUACACUGUGUUUCCAAAUUACAUGGGCAACUUCGGACAACGGGAAGCUCAGCACGAACUGGAUCUCUAUGAUGCUGUCGUGGAUGUCAGGUGCUAUGAACUGGCCGCUUUAUUCCUGUGCAGCGUAUUCGUGCCGAAAUGCGGCCCUCGGGGUCGCGUUGUACGCCCUUGCCGCAGUCUCUGCCUCCAAACCAAGAGACGCUGCGGUUUCUUUCUCAAAGUUUUCGGUUUGUCCCUGCCGGAUUAUCUGGAGUGCGAACUUUUUCCGGAGAAUCCGAAUCCCGACGAAUGCAUCGGGCAUCACGAGGUGAUCGAAGCGGCGAGGAGAGCCGAGAAACCGGUGUGCACCAGUGGCUUCCAGUGCGACGGCACGAGGUGCAUUCCGCUCGAUUGGCGAUGCGACGGUCAUCUGGAUUGCUCCGAUCACAGCGACGAGAUCGGAUGCGGCGAGUGCAAUUCCAGCUCGUCGUCUUCGUUGUCGGCGUCCGUCGCGUUCGGCAAGAUAAUCAAGGGACCUUUGACCAAGAGCACUUCCUCCAAGUCUUCGUUACAUUGCGGCGAGAGGAGAUGCAUGUCGGCCAGUCAUAUCUGCGACGGAGUCAUGGAUUGCCCUUGGGGCCAGGACGAGCGAUAUUGCUUGAAAUUGAGCCAAAGGAACGGGGAUAUUGGCGACGGCCGCCUGGAGGUAUAUCAUGCUGAAAUGGGUAAAUUUAUGCCGGCGUGUAUCUCGCAUUGGGAACCGACAUCGGCGCAAGAAGUUUGCGCUAUGCUGGGGUAUACGGUUGCGAAGACGCAUAAGCUGCAGAUCGAGGGAGGCAAUUUGACGCAAGACGCGCCACCGAACACCGGCUACCAAUCUAAACGUCAGAAUAAUUUGCUGAAGCAAUUUCAGAGGUGCAUCAAGGAUCGAGAGCCGUAUCCCAUGGUCAGGCUCACUUGCUCCGAAUACGCUUGCGGCCGCAGACGGUCCGUUUAUGGAAACUUGAGAGUUCAGAAGCGAAUAGUGGGCGGUGUGGAAUCAGCACCUGGUGAUUGGCCGUUUCUCGCAGCCCUGCUCGGCGGCCCCGAACAGAUCUUCUACUGUGCCGGAGUCCUCAUCGCCGAUCAAUGGGUGCUGACCGCAUCUCAUUGCGUCGGAAACCAUUCGGACGUAUCUGGCUGGACCAUUCAGCUCGGCAUUACCAGAAGACUCUCUCACACUUAUCUCGGUCAAAAAGUAAAAGUGAGAAGAGUGAUUGCCCAUCCGUAUUACAACUUGGGUGUGCCUCAUGACAACGACGUUGCACUGUUUGAACUUGAAAAGCGAGUUCAAUAUCAUGAGCAUCUAAGGCCUGUAUGUCUACCGACUGCUGCCACUAAUCUUAAGACCGGUACACGAUGCAUCGUCAUCGGCUGGGGCAAGAAAAACGAUACUGAUUCUGCUGAAUAUGAGCCAGCCGUAAAUGAGGUCGAAGUUCCUAUUCUCGACCGACAGAUCUGUAAUACCUGGUUAGCGCAUAGAGAAUUGAACGUCACCGAUGGAAUGAUUUGCGCUGGCUAUCCAGAUGGAGGAAAAGAUGCUUGCCAGGGUGAUUCUGGAGGACCUUUGUUGUGCCAGGAUGAGCAUGACAAGGAAAGAUGGUUCGUCGGCGGAAUUGUCAGCUGGGGCAUAUAUUGCGCCCAUCCAAAACUGCCCGGAGUCUACGCUAACGUGCCCAAGUACGUACCGUGGAUCCAAAAAGAAAUGUCUAGGUAUUCCGAGAACGGGGGUAAAGCGUAAUCGACCAAGUCGAGCAAAUAUUUGAACAAGAUCAUGGACAACAUCGAAAUAAAUCAGGUGAAAGGAGAAGGAAGUGAAACGGAGUAAAACGUCGAUAGACUUUCAUUAUGUCGCCUGACGAAAUAUUGGAAGAAGUCGAAAGCAAUUAUCCCCGUCUGCUAAUCUACGCUUGGCAGUUGCCGUAGGAGAGCAUCCUGUAUUAUCUUGAACGUCGCAGGCGAUAUUUUGUAUUUUGCGUGGUAUUAGAUGAAGAAAAUAGCGGAGAGUCACGUAUUAAUGACGAUCUCGCUCGUGAUUAGGCACAGAUAAUCGGGAGCUGACAAGAAUCACUAAUCGAGGAGACAAUUUGUGUGAGUGUUUGCUAAGCUCUGGGAUUCCGGACGAUGAAUGAUGACAUAGCUGAAUUUUCCCUCGAGUGAUAACAGAAAGAAUUAAUUCAAUCAAGGAAAUUUAUUAUAGCAAACUGCAACAGGAAAAAUAUUCUUUCCUACGAACAAAAAAAAAAUGAUCGUAGAAUUUGAUUUAAUUAUCAACGUCCUGGAUACCGAUAUUUGUUACCGCAGCUCUCAUAGCUCGUCCAACUGACACGAAGUUUUCAUCGCUUUACGACCUUUCGUAAGAAGAUUUUACGAAUAUAAGCCACUCAACAAGGAAAAUACGAGAUAAUCGGAAACAUAUAGAAUAUACUAUUUUGUAAGCGAAGCCACAUGUGGAUGCCGAGGAUGUUUGCGUACAUAAGUUCAAAUAAUAAGCCAUUUUCUAGGAGAUUACUAGACAAAAGAGCGGAUCAAAAUGUCGAUGUAUGUACUUUUGGUACUGAAAUAAGAAACCUCAAGGAUUUGCGACAAAACGAAAAUCACGCAUAUGAUGCGGCAAAAAAUAUUUUGUAUCGCUGCCGACUUUAGGACAGCCGUGUAUGAACCACCAAGUGGUCGAGGCCCUUGAUCAAUAGGGUGUGCGUUUAACAGCAUUCGGUGAUAUGAGCCGUUCGAGCGGAAUAGUGGUGUAAGUAAUAUAAUAGGUAAUAAAAACAUUUUAGGAGAGGCAUAAAAUGCCCAUCGUAUCGGUAUGACAUAAGAUUAAAAAAUUUUUCCUUCACAGUAUCAUAGACAGAGGUACAAUAAUAAAGAAAAUGAAUCUUUUUUAUUAAGUAUUUUAGAUUUUUUAUACCACUGUUCCACCUAACGACUUAUAUGCUUGUAUGGCAAUCAAUAGGAAAUCUGUGAUUUAUAAACUACCCUUAUAUGCGAAUGGACGAAGAUCUUAAAUCUUCUUUUGAAAUAGCUCUCUUCCGCCGAUAUAUUUGAUAUACUUACGUUUGUGUUGACACUUUUCACGGAACUAUAAUUAUUUAUUGAUAUUUAUUGAUUAUUAUACUAUUAAUUAUUUAAUGAAAAUCAGACA
This is a messenger RNA of Linepithema humile (Argentine ant), 9156 nucleotides long. RefSeq names its product corin serine peptidase (gene Corin). The record is from RefSeq and is a predicted model, not a curated record. NCBI's taxonomy places the organism in Eukaryota, Metazoa, Arthropoda, Insecta, Hymenoptera, Formicidae. Gene Ontology annotation, cellular component: membrane. Gene Ontology annotation, biological process: proteolysis. Gene Ontology annotation, molecular function: protein binding; serine-type endopeptidase activity.